CAUUUACGUCAACCCGUACGUUACGCACGCGGGAAAAACAAAAAAAUGGCAUGUACGCGGUUCUUUUGAAUGAUGUGCUUCAUGAAGUUUACUUGAUCAAAAGCUAAAAUAUCAGAUUUACAAUCACCAAAUGCAUUUAAACUCAGAGUUCCUGUGAAGCAGUUUUGAAAGAAUCGCCAUGGAUGCCGCCGAAACUCGUUUCACUCACCUGCUGCAACCAAUUCGGGACCUUACCAAAAACUGGGAGGUUGACGUAGCCUCGGAGCUUGGGGAGUACCUGGACGAGCUGGACCAGAUCUGUAUAUCAUUUGAUGGAGGAAAAACCACAAUGAAUUUUGCAGAGGCUGCACUGCUCAUCCAAGGCUCAGCAUGUAUCUACAGCAAGAAGGUGGAGUACCUGUAUUCAUUGGUCUACCAAGCUCUGGACUUCAUUUCCAACAAAAAGCGCGACAAACAGCCAACGUCAAUUGAAGAAGACGGCCGGGACAAGGAUGCCACCUUUCGCGGCAAAAAAGAUGAAGUGGGGUUUCUCACGCUGGACGACUUCACUGGGAACGCCUCAAACGUAGAGCUGAGACACGAUGACGCCAAGGGUUUGGAGAUUGUACCCCUCACUCCAGAGCCUCUGAUUCCUGUGGAAGAGGAGGAGAAGAAGAAGAACCCCCUACACAGCCAUAAAGGAGAGGUCCUGGCAAGCUGCAGGGAUUUCCGGAUGAAUAACUUCACCCCCCACGCCAACGGCAUCAUCCGCCUGGAGCUGACUUCUACUCCGUCGCAGUUUGUGAUGGACGUCCGCACGUACAUGCAGAAUAUCUCUGCGUUGGUCGAAGGCCCCAGUGUCAAUCAUGAAGACUCCAAUCCCCAGAAUGCCCCGCUGCCACUGCUCAACCUGUCCGAAGCUCCCGAAGGGCGGAGUGCGAUGGCGGGGGACGCUGGCGAUGGGGACGCUUUUGAGGCCUUCCCGCCACUGGAGGGGGACGAGGGCAUGGACGUGGACCCCUUGACUGACGAGCACGUCUGCAGGCACCAGGCUCCCAGUGAGAGGCGGAUGCUGAGGGAGAGGCCCGCUGUGCAGCCUGAAUCUGAGGAGAAGAAGGACAUCCCGGACCCCUGGAGGUGCCACAAUCCCUUCUCCACUUCGGAGGACAAGCCGCUCAAGACCGGGAAGCACUUCACCAUCCCUCCGAGCGUACAGGAAGUGACGGGCAACAAGAGGAAGAGGAGAGGCACCGUUAAACUUCAGGACUUCAUGGACUGGUUCACCGGGAUCUUGUCUGAGAGGCCCAGCCGGAAGGCCAGGAAGGGACCCACUUUCGCAGAUCUGGAGGCUCUGUACUGGAACAACGUCAGAGAGAAGCAGAAGUGUCAGAAGAAGAUCCAGCGGCGAGCGGGCGUCCUGUCCAGCGACGUCCCGGAGCGGAGGAACUGGGACCUGGGGGGUCCCGAAGUGGAGAGGGAGGGCGAGGAGCCCGACGACUUCCAGGACCCCGACGGCGGAGGGGACGAGUUCUCGGACCAGGAGAACGUGGCGGACGAGGCCCCGGCGCAGCUCCCGGACGACCAGGACCUGGUCAUCACAGCAUCGCAGACCGAGAGGAUGUCCUACGAGGACCUGGUGAAGAAGAGCGUGGAGCUGUUCCUGGUGAACUCGCAGAAGUACGCGCAGGAGACGGUGCUGUCGCGGCGCAUGAAGGACUGGGAGGAGAAGAUGGGCCCCCAGCUCACCGCGCAGGAGGAAAGGCUGGCCUUCGACAUCCACGACUACGGGAACAAGAUCAUGGACGCGUUCGGUGACGUCAUGGAGAGGCGGAGCUUCGCCUCCAUCGUCCGGGGGAAGGAGAGCCACGAGGUGUGCCGAUACAUGCUGGCCUCGCUGCAGCUGGCCAACGACUACACGGUGGAGAUCCACAAGCGGGACGCGCUCGAGGAGGCCAUCGACACCAUGGAGCUGACCCUGCUCACCAAACAAAAAGCCCACGAGCGCUUCAAGACCUACACCGCCCCGUCCAUCUCCGGCGACCGCUGAUCCAGCAUCCGCCCCACCCCCCCCGCGCGCCUCCCCCUCCUACCCCCUCCCCCUCCCCGUCCAUCUCCGGCGACCGCUGAUCCAGCAUCGCUGAUCCCCCCCCCCCCGCGCCUCCCCCUCCUACCCCCUCCCCCCUCAUAGUCUAAAAACCCUGCAGUAACUCCAGGUCUAAACUAAUGGGGAAACGCGUCACGAGCGAGUUGUGAUGUCAUGACGCUGAUCUCAUCACCGCUUGUGCUGAUCGCUGAUCCUCGGUCAGCCAGCGACCAGUCCCUCAGGGGUUCCAUUAUACAGCGGUGACCUCACUCCUCCGCUGCGUCUCCUCUGCUGCGUCUCCUCUGCUGCGUCUCCUCUGCUGCGUCUCCUCCACUGCGUCUCCUCCGCUGAUCUCCAGUCUCUUCCCAGCUGCUGUGUAUCAGCUGUAAGCCCCAGCUCUGUGUUGUGAGGAGAGCAGGGAGCGUUUAUUUCCCGUUUUCUGCUAAUCGGUGGUAGCCCAAUCAUGUGGAAGGUUGAGAGUAUGCAGCUUUUCAGUCCAACCAAUCGCUUCACCGGCUGAUCUCUGGCUGAAGGUCUGUUAAUUGGUGAUAUCAGCAGCUGUGAUUGUGAUUAGUGAUUGGUUGGAAUGGAAAAUCUGCAUACUCUUGCCUCUCCAUGGCACAUGAUUGGGUGCCACUGUUCUUAAUUAUUUAAAAUCGGUGUCUGAAAACUGAUGUGUCUCAUAUCUCCUGUGUUUGGACUUGUGCUGGCAGUUGGUGGUGCUGGAAAACGUAUAAUAUACAUGUAUAUGUGUAGUGUAGGACUUUUACUGCCCCCCCCCCCCCCCAACCCCAAUAUUAAAUAACGGGGGGAAAAAACUAUUCAUAUAAUUACAAUCAUAUGUAAAUUUUAUUUCAUGAGUAAAAAUAAUGGGGAUAUUUUUAAAGGAUGUGAUUAAGACCCACCAGUGUAUAUUGCAGGGGUGGAGCUCCUGUACGUCUCCAAGCCCUUCAAAUAAACUAGUUUUGGUGACAUGUC
Molecule: messenger RNA, 3040 nt
Organism: Anguilla rostrata (American eel)
Lineage: Eukaryota; Metazoa; Chordata; Actinopteri; Anguilliformes; Anguillidae
Gene: ncaph2
Product: non-SMC condensin II complex, subunit H2
Exons: 20
Coding region: 179-2026 (615 amino acids)
Biological process (GO): mitotic sister chromatid separation; meiotic chromosome condensation
Cellular component (GO): nucleus; condensin complex
Molecular function (GO): chromatin binding
Source: RefSeq, a predicted model, not a curated record